Messenger RNA from Aspergillus niger, 1080 nucleotides. RefSeq lists its product as hypothetical. Bases 1 to 1080 code for a protein of 359 amino acids. Lineage: Eukaryota; Fungi; Ascomycota; Eurotiomycetes; Eurotiales; Aspergillaceae. The record is from RefSeq and is a predicted model, not a curated record. The transcript has a single exon.
AUGGGUGCGCCCACGUCGCGGAAUCUUCAGUGGAAUGAAGAGGAGCUGCUGGACGCACCGAUAUCUCCAUUUCAUAGUCUGGAUACGCAAGAUGAAGGCCAUUGGCCUUUCCCCGAUACUCAGCCCGUGAAAUGGAGACUAUUGCGGGAUCUACGCAGUCCAGGGCUUCUCCCAGAAAUCUACAGAUGGGAACCAAGUCGAGAUGCUCGCUUCCUCGCUAUACGUGACAUUGCAGUCUCUGAAGAUAUAUCACGGACAAAGCCGGACGAUUCAGUGCUAUCGCAGUUCUACAACCAUUCCUUUACCGUUCAUGAAACCUCGGAGAUCUCGACCCCGGGCUUUCACUCUGGAGAUACCAUGCGAAGUAGCAGUUUAUCGGCUGGGACCUCUUUUGCGACAAGCAGCGAGAGGGACGGGCCAACACCAGGGUUACCAAUCCAGGGGCCCCUCACCGAUCUCCGGGAUAUCCCCACUGCGACAUAUCUGAAUUCGAUCGUGCCACAGACGAUGACGGUGAAUCUGAUUGUGGCGAUUAUCGCCAUCCACCCUCCCAGGCGGGUGGUAACGCGGCAAUGGAAGCAAGAAUUGGAUCUGGUUGAGGUGGUGGUUGGGGAUGAUACAAGAAGUGGGUUUGGGGUUACGUUCUGGCUUCCUCCCGUGAAUCAUGCGGUCAUGGCUGGGGAAGGUGACGACGAAGGAGAUGCGCUGGGAGUGUCGUUGGCAACGCUGCGUCCACGGGACAUUGUUCUGAUGCGGAUGGUAGGACUGAGCUCCUUCCGGGAACGGGUAUACGGGCAGAGUUUGAGGAAAGGGGUCACGAAGGUUAACCUGCUGCACCGCCAGCGGGUCGACGUAACCGAAGCAGGAGGGCUCUACAGUGCGAAGCAACUCCGGGAUAUUCAUCAGGACCCUGCAGCCAAGCGUGAGGAAGAUCUACUACCGCUGAUGAAGGUGAGCAAGGUGCGCGAGUGGAUCAGGAGAUUUGUAUUAAAUCCGGUAGGCGGUGAAGGGGGCCGGGGGCCUUUUACACGUGGCUUGGCUGGGAAGGGCCAUUCACUGCCCCCAGACACGCAGGAGUGA